AUGGAUAAGUCAUGGAUUACUAAGCCACUAUCAUCGAUUACGUAUCAACAAGGGAUAAAAGAAUUUAUUGAUUUUGCAUUUAAAGGUGCAAAAGAAAAUGAUGGAUACACCAUGUGGAUCCAUCAUGGAGAGUAUUUUGUACGACCUAGUACUAUCUCCCAUAGUACUGUUCCAAAUAUGGUUGAAGAUACUAUUAUUGUCGAAGAUCCUAUUCAGAACAUGAUCAACGAUGCAUUUGGAGUUGAUAGGAAUCAUGCAAAUGAAAUAUCAUAUCCGUCAAAUUUGGAGAUUGACCAAGAAGAUUAUGUGAUGCCAAGUGCAACUCAGGAAAUAAACGAAGCCAAAGAGUACUAUGAAUUGGCUAGAGAAGGAGAACAACCUUUAUAUGAAGGGUGUAGACGAUAUUCAAGACUAUAUUUUUUGGUUAAGUUAUACCUGUGA
This is a messenger RNA of Vicia faba (fava bean), 441 nucleotides long. The record is from the annotation of a GenBank genome assembly. Lineage: Eukaryota; Viridiplantae; Streptophyta; Magnoliopsida; Fabales; Fabaceae.